AUGGGCGUCAUAACGCGAAUCCUGUCGCGGCCCGUCAACAAGCCCUACCGCACCAAACACCUCCACCAGUCCGACAAAGAUGAGCCCCCCUACCUCAACGCCAACAGCAACCUCGACUUCCGCCCCGGCGACAUCGAAAACCCGCACAACUGGUCCACGCCGCGCCGCUGGGGCGUCACCAUCAGCGCCGUCAUGCUCGUCAUGAACGCCACCUUUGCGUCCAGCUCCCCCAGCGGCUGCCUGGGCAGCAUCACAAAGGAGUUUGGCAUCUCCACCGAGGCCGCCGGCCUGACCAUCACCGUCUUCCUGCUCGGCUACUGCGCGGGGCCGCUGCUCUUCGCGCCCCUGAGCGAGCUGUAUGGUCGACGUUGGAUCUUCUACAUCAGCUUCACCAUGUACCUUGCGUUCAACUUCCUCUGUGCUUUCGCGCCCAACUUUGGGAGCUUGCUCGUCGGGCGCUUCCUCACGGGGACGCUCGUCUCGGCGCCGCUGAGCAAUGCGCCUGGUGUGCUCGCAGACUUGUGGGAUCCUGUUGAGCGUGGCAACGCCAUGGCGGGCUUCUCUGCCAUGGUAUGGAUUGGCCCUGCCCUCGGCCCUGUCAUCUCUGGCUUCCUCGAGCUCAAGAAGAACUGGCGCUGGAGCUUCUACGUCUUGCUAUGGCUCGGCGCCGCCACGUGGGUGCUUAUGCUCACCAUCCCCGAGACGCACGGCCCGACCAUCCUGCGACACAAGGCGGAGCGUCUUCGCAAGGCCAAGAUCCCUGGCUUCGAGAACGUCAAGGCUCCGUGCGAGGAGACGGACCGCUCCCUCAAGACUGUCUACAAGAUCGCCCUGACGCGACCGUGGAUCAUCCUCUUCGACCCCAUCUCGCUUCUCUGUGCCAUCUACCUGGCGGUUGUGUACACGUUGCUGUACAUGCUCUUCAGCAUCUACCCGAUCGUGUUCCAGGAGAAGCGUGGCUGGAAUGCGGGCGUCGGCGAGCUGCCCCUCAUCGGGACCGUCGUCGGCGCUGUGCUGGGCGGCUUUGUUGUCAUGUACGACACUCGCCGUCGCGCAAAGCGCAUUGAGCAGGGCAAGAUCAAGAUGGAGGACAUGGAGCCCGAAGACCGACUCCCGCUGGCCAUGGUUGGCGGCAUAGGCUUUGCCGUGACCAUGUUCUGGCUGGCCUGGUCCGCCGAGUACAACUCUGUCCACUGGAUCGUCCCAACCCUCGCCGGCUGCUUCCUCGCCACCUCCCUACUCCUCAUCUUCGUCGCAUACCUCAACUACCUCGUCGACACGUACCUCAUGUACGCCGCCUCCGCCAUCGCCGCCAACACCAUCGCCCGCUCCGCCUGCGGCGCCGCGGCGCCCCUCUUCACCAACCAGAUGUUCGCCGCCAUGGGCAUCGGCGGUGGCGGGAGCCUCAUCGGCGGCGUCGCAACCGUCCUCGCCAUCAUCCCCUUUGCGUUCUACAAGUACGGCAAGCAGAUUCGUGUCCGGAGCAAGUUUGCGCCCACGAACCUCAAGAAGGAGGAGCGUGUCGCGGACGAAGAGGCGGCUGAUCCGACAAAUUACGAUCUCGAGAGCGUGGACAGCGAAACUGCCAGCGAGUCCCCCGACAGCGAUAGUACUGUCGCCGCGACUGAGAAGAGCGAGCAUCCAAACGCUGCAGCACAAAACGGAGUCUUGAGCGGCUCUGGUCAUAUGCACUCGACGAAUGAGAAGGCAAAAGAGGAAGUGUAA
Purpureocillium lilacinum is the source of this 1725-nucleotide messenger RNA. RefSeq lists its product as uncharacterized. NCBI's taxonomy places the organism in Eukaryota, Fungi, Ascomycota, Sordariomycetes, Hypocreales, Ophiocordycipitaceae. Gene Ontology annotation, cellular component: plasma membrane. Gene Ontology annotation, molecular function: transmembrane transporter activity. The record is from RefSeq and is a predicted model, not a curated record. Gene Ontology annotation, biological process: transmembrane transport.